Messenger RNA from Eupeodes corollae, 3241 nucleotides. Its product is annotated as choline-phosphate cytidylyltransferase A-like. Gene Ontology annotation, biological process: CDP-choline pathway. Lineage: Eukaryota; Metazoa; Arthropoda; Insecta; Diptera; Syrphidae. The coding region runs from base 833 to 2290 and encodes 485 amino acids. The transcript has 6 exons. Gene Ontology annotation, molecular function: choline-phosphate cytidylyltransferase activity; phosphatidylcholine binding. The record is from RefSeq and is a predicted model, not a curated record.
AAUUAUCACGGUACGGCACGACCGACCGACCGACGACAGCCACGGUACCACACCAUACCAAAAAUCAGAGUUCAUUUAUCAAUAAAUUAUCAUUCGUUAUUUUGCUUUUAACUUGUUCGGUUGUUCAUCGCCAAAGUAAAGUGUUUUAUUUUCCCUCACGAACGACCCGACCGUCCAAAUAAAAUAAAGGUCCAACUGGGCAAAGAAAUCGCUAGCGCUACGUAAUAAAUAAAAAUACCAAACGCGAAAUAACUGAAUUCUGUUUAUUGUUUUAACUUAAAAUCUAUUUCCGAAUUGAAAUAAAAUAAAAAAACCAAAUACCAAAAAGUAAAAACAAGUUCGCGUAUUCCAAAUCAGGAAGAAGAAAAGAAAAAACUUAACACGUCGUAUGUUAUUGAUUUUGUGCAAAAAGCAAAAAUAGUGAACAAUAAAUAAGAAUCGUAAAAGAUUCCUAAAAAUGUACAAAACGAUCUUCAAAUAUUAAUUUGGAGUUUCAAAGAGUGAUUCAUUCAUUUUAUGGUCAAAGCAAUUCACUUGAAGAUCAUACGAUUUGACGUCGACGUCACAGCACUGUGUCCGUGAUACCACACCGCGUCGUAUCGCAUUUUAUAAAAUAAAACCACAGACAGUAAAAACUACAAAAGAUUUGUCCACUGAUAGUGGGAUUUUCAAAGAAGAUUCAAUCUUCCUGCACAGUUCUCGAAAAAUAAAUAAGGAAUACUCAAACUGUAUUGUUGUUGCUGUUGUAGUAUAUUAUUUGGUUGCUUAUUUUUUGGAUUUCAUUUCGGUCAACCGAAUUGUAUUUGGAUAACACAACCAAUUCAAUUUUGCUAUGGCAUCAUCGUCUGUGAUAGCUAACAAUUCAAUUACAUCUCACUCGGUAGCUCUUGGGGCGUCAGCUUCGUCGUCGUCGUCGUCUUCUUCGUCGUCUCCUUCAAAAACUACAGCUUCUAAUCUAUCUUCAUCGUCUCGCAAAAGAACUUACAGAAGUGCACUCUCGAUGCCCACCUCAGCAAUGAAGGCCACAUCUUUGGACGAUGAAACAGGACUUCUCACUUCGAAAUCUCCAUCAGUUAUCGAUUUGGAUAUUCAACAUAGUGAUGAAGCUGAUAAUAUACCAGAUUUGCCAGAUGAUGUGGAUCUAAUUAAAGGCGUUGCUGGUACAUUUCCCAAUGGGACCACAAGUAGCAAGAAGAAGUAUGUUCCGCCUAAAAGUACGAACUACUGCAAUUCUAUUGAAAUUCCGACUAUUUGCAAGCCAGCACCUUUUUCAACAGAUGAAGAAGCUAUUCUGGAGUGUGAAAGAUGCGAUUAUACGCAAAGAAUUACCUACCAAAUGGCACGUGCUGGCCAAACACCAAGACGUGUUCGUGUAUAUGCUGAUGGAAUAUAUGAUUUAUUUCAUCAAGGUCAUGCAAGGCAGCUUAUGCAGGCCAAAAAUCUAUUCCCCAAUGUAUAUUUGAUUGUUGGAGUUUGUAGUGAUGAAUUGACUCAUAGUAAAAAGGGUCGUACUGUAAUGAACGAUUCAGAACGCUACGAAGGCGUUCGUCAUUGUCGCUAUGUUGAUGAGGUUGUUCCUGAAGCUCCAUGGGAACUAACAGAUGAAUUCAUAGAUGAACAUAAAAUUGACUUUGUUGCACACGAUGACAUUCCAUACACCGGAGAAGGUGUCGAUGAUAUUUAUGCCCCAUUAAAAGCAAGAGGAAUGUUUGUUGCAACUGAACGCACAGAAGGUGUUUCUACCUCUGAUAUUGUAGCUCGCAUUGUUAAGGAUUACGAUUUGUAUGUUCGUCGCAAUUUAGCACGAGGUUAUUCAGCCAAAGAUCUUAAUGUAUCAUUCCUGUCCGAGAAGAAAUUCCGAUUACAAAAUAAAAUGGAUGAACUCAAAGAUCGUGGUCGUCGUGUUAUGACCGAAGUUAAGGGUGACAUUAUCACAAAAUGGGAAGAGAAGUCACGCGAGUUUAUUGAUGCGUUCCUUUUGCUUUUCGGUCGGGAACGUCUUAAUCAUUUGUGGAAUAAUUCCAAAGGUAAAUUAAUACAAGCUUUAAGUCCACCUGGAAGUCCUAGUGGAUCAGUCGAUGGGGAUUAUGAAGAUUUCGACGAUGACGAAGACAUCCCAGAUGCAACAACUGUUGAUCAAUCACCAUCGGCGAGGCGUUCCUAUCGUACUGCUGCCUCUACAUCGACGGUGGAUAGCCGUCUAACUAAAAGACCAACGGCGGCGACGACCGCAGCAACACAUAAUACUGAUGAUGAUGAUGAUGACUACGAGGAAAGGAGAAGCAAUUAAGAUUGUUUGAUUGAGCAACCCAUCGAAGAGAGAUAAAAACAUUCUAUUGACAUCCUUUUAGCAUCAUUCAAAAAUUUCCUUGCUUACAGUUGUUUCUAUUUUGAUUCUCUUUCUCUUACUCUCUCUCUAUCUUAUAUGAUAUGUAGACUUUAGUCUAGUAUAAUACAAAAAAACUAUUAUUUUUGUUUUCUCUUGAACAUUAACGUGAAUUGCUUGAUGCAUUAUAAAAGUGCAGUAAUCCUAACCUGUCGGUAUCAUCGGUGCAUGUCUCAUAGAGAAAAGUAGUAAACAUGAUUCCUUCAUCAGUUUUAAAACUGGGACAAGGAUCAAGUGUGAAAUAAAUCAAAAAAUUAAAAUAAAAAUGCUAAAGAUUGCUACUUUUUGUUUCGCUAUACUCACAGCGAACUUUUUAAGACGUUUCUGUUCAAAUAACUUAUUUUUUGUAAGCCUUUUAUUUUUUAAAGAUAUUCUGUUGUUGAACAAACAAAAAUAAGUGACAGAAUUCCUUUAAAGAACAAAAUAAGCUUACAUCUAAAAUUUUGUUUCUUUAUUUUUUAUAAAAUUCUUUAAAGAAUUUUUUCUUAUAUAAACAAAAAAUGAUAUAGAACAUGAAAUGUUGUUUAGCUUUAGUUUUUACAAAAAAAAAUUUGUUGUUUUUUUUGAAUUUAAUUUAUUAUAAAACAUUUACAACUGAUGGCGAUAAUAUAUAUAUUUCUUAAAACCAAAUAAUUUUGUUUUGUUAAUAACAAAAAAGAAAACUAAUAGAGUUAUUUCAUCGUUUGUUUUGCGUUAUAGCGGCAACAAUUACUGUUUUAAGAAUAUAAUAGUGAAACAAAACAAAAUAUUAAUAAUUUGUUUCACUACCAAAAUAAAAAAUAUAAAUAAUAAUGUAUUAUAUUAUUUAUAAUAAUUAAUAAAAAUAAAAACUUGUCAUGUCACAAAGAAAAAAAA